This is a messenger RNA of Mustela erminea (ermine), 3745 nucleotides long. RefSeq names its product UL16-binding protein 2-like. The coding region runs from base 217 to 1146 and encodes 309 amino acids. Gene Ontology annotation, biological process: positive regulation of T cell mediated cytotoxicity; immune response; antigen processing and presentation of endogenous peptide antigen via MHC class I via ER pathway, TAP-independent. Gene Ontology annotation, cellular component: external side of plasma membrane. Lineage: Eukaryota; Metazoa; Chordata; Mammalia; Carnivora; Mustelidae. The record is from RefSeq and is a predicted model, not a curated record. The transcript has 4 exons.
UCCAGCAGCCCCAGGUCCAUUGAAUCUGCCGCCGCUUCCGACGGGCACCUUCGUUCAGCAGUUCCGUCAGCGGAGACUCUGCUCUGUCCUCGGCCUCUUCGUCUGCCUCUCCCGCCUCCGUCCGCUCGAGUUCUCUCGCCUCUGCCUCAAGUGUGAGAAGGGAAAGUUGGGCGACACUGCGCGGUUUCACCCGGACAGAGGUCCAGUCCCGCUCGGAUGAGAGACAGGUGCCCUCUCGCGCAGCCCCGGCCCGGCCACAGCAAGCACGUUCUGCCUCCCGGCCCGCGGGUUCCUUCAGAAGCCACUCGGCGCCUCACCCGGGACUCCCCCCGGCGCGGGGCCGCGAUGGGACCCACGGCCGCCACCAAGUUCACCGGGCGCUUGCCGCUCCUGUUUCUCCUGCUGCUGCUGCUGCUGCUGCGCGGGAUCGCGGCGGCGCCCUUGGGGUUGGGCGUGGGCGCGACGAGCGGCGGAGAUGCUCUCUCGCUUUCCUACCAUCUCUUCAUCACAUCUCAGGCCAGGCCUGGACAAGCAUGGUGUGAGGUUCAAGGCCAGAUCAAUGGCAAAACAUUUCUUUCCUAUGACUGUCAGACCAAGGAGUUCAAACCCAUUGGUCCUCGUGGGAUGAAGCUGAAGGACACAGCAUUUUGGCAGCAACAGGAGGAAACUGUGAAACUCCUGGUGGAAGAGCUCAGAAAGAAACUGCUGGACAUCAAAGCAGAGAAUUUCACUAAGAGCGGGACAGGUUCUCUCACCAUGCAGGGGAGGCUCAUGUGUGAACGUGGGUCCGAUGGACACACCAGAGCAUCCUGGCAGUUUCGCUUCAAUGAGUCGAUAACCUACCACUUUGACCCGAAGAACAGAAAGUGGACAGUGGAUCAUUCUGGAGGCCAACAGGUUAAGGACGUGUUGGAUGGUGACAGAGAGCUGACCAUGCUGCUCGUGAGGACCUCCAACGGAGACUGUCAGAGCUGGCUCCAGCAAGUGUGGGAGCACUGGGAUGAAACCCAGGAGACCACAGGAGCACCAGCCACAACACUGCAUGUAGCUCUGGUCAAAGGCGCAGCCAUCAGGCCGAUCGCUUCCGUCUUCCUUGUGGUCCUCACGCACUCAAUCCUCCUUGUCGUCCAAGGCAUAGUCCUAUGAGUAACAGGUACUGUGGGCAGAACUGAGUCAGAAGUGAGAGGCAGAUAGCCUGAGGUGAGCACAGAAAAAGGUGAGUAGCAAGCCCUUGUCCUAUUGCCUGAACCUUCUCACCUGAAUAUGAGACCAGAUGUGUUGGACUAUAUUAGCUUCUCCCAAGAAAGAGACUCAUCAGGAGCUGCUGAUGUAAAGGUUGAGGUACAUAAUUAUUACAAGGGAUUGGCUCACGACUAGGGGGUCUGCAAGUUGGAGAAACAGGGAAGCUGGUGGUGGGGUUCCAGCACAAACCUGAACGCCUGAGAAUCAGGGCCUCAGCGGUGUAAGUCCUGUUCCAAAGAACAAAAAGAACAAAACUAGGUCCAGGAGUGCUAAUGACGAAUGCUGAGGGCAGCAGAAGGAUGGCCCAGCCAAACUGAGGGCAACGUCACCUUUCCUCCACCGUUUGUUCCAUUCAGGCCCUUGUGGAUUUGAUGAGGACAGUCUUCUUAACUCAGUCUACUGAUUCAAAUGCUCAUCUCUUCCAGAAACACUCUCUAGACAGACCCAGAAAGAACGUUUUCCUAGCUACUGGGGUGUCCCUUGGCCCAGUUGAGUUGACCUGUAAAAGGAGUCUCACAUUGCUUGGUAGUAGUUACGUGGGCAAGGUUAGCCUUGAGCUCUGAUAGCGCCUCGCUAAGGCUGGUGGGAAAGCACAGGGCUCUCCCGCCCCUAACCCCAAACUUUACAUCCGGUUUUUGCUAAAAGGAUUGAGCAAAAUCAGGCCUGACUCAGACCAGCUUUUCACCUGGGGAGGUGCCCAAGUCGGGGGUGGUGUACAGACAGUAGGAGCACCGGGCACGGAUAGCACUCUGGUUUGGGAGAGAGCAGCUGGUGGCUGCACGUGAUGUGUCCUAGGAAUGGGGGACCUCUCCAUGCUGCAUCUCCAUGCUGAACCAAAGAAGAGGGGUGGGAAGGCUGUUGCCCACCCAACCAAAGCCUGGCUUGCAGGGUUCUGCUCCCACACAACUCAGCUUGGGUGGUGGCAGCUAAGACAGAGGGCCCAUGGGAGACUCUCCAGGAUGAGAUUCAAAGGCCAGAGAUCCAGGGUACCCUGGGAUAUCUGGCUCAAACCUGGUGCUCUCACCUGGCAGCUAGCCUCCUAUGGAGCCCAGAGCCUCAGCCAGCUAAACUGCCCCUACCUUGAGCAGAGGUGCCUCAAGAGUGCCUCCGGAGGGGGCAUUGAGUUGCUGUUGGAAUGGGAUGCUGUCACCUGACUAGACCAGGAAAGGGUGUGGCAGGGCAAGGACAGUCACACUCAGACCUUGUGUUCAGCUACCAAGACGAGGAGAGGCUGAGGACAAGGGAAGAUGGAUCUUUGCCUGUAACCUUCCCCAAGGCUACAGGGACCAGGAACCAUCGCUUUCUGGGUAGGGCUCCCAGCUAUUCUCUCAGGCCUUCCCACCAGAGCGGGGCCAGGAUCUAUGUCAUGGGAACAGAUGAAUCAUUGGUGGCUUUAGUCUUGAGCCUAGGUGUUCAGGAGUAGGGCCUGAGGCUGACUGUUUUGUGGUAAUGAGGGAAGAGUUUGGUCAGGCUGCUGGACCCAGGGGUUGGGUGGCCCAGGGUCGGGGGUGGGGAGUGUAGGGUGAUACUCAACCCUCAGUGUGAGCUGGGCUUUGAGCCAGGCAGUAACUAGGGAGGCAGAAGCCCAGGAGGACUGACCCAGGAUUUCCUCAGCCACUGGAACAAGCUCCUGUUUCUCUUUUAGAGGCUGAAGUUGCUAAAAGAAGGGCCUGAGGAUGUGCUCUCCUGCACCUGCUCUCCCUUCUGGUGAGUGACCUUCUACCUGCUGUUCAUGUCCACCAACGGGACCUUCAAUCCCUAUGACAAAAGCGGAAUCCUCCAGUCCUUCAGGAGAUUGUGAUUAUGGUGGAGAUGUAGUAUUUCCCUGCCUUCAUUCUCCGUCAUGAUGAUCUUUUUCUUAACACUGAUGUUCUGGUGCUAACUGUUGGGAUUCCUGGACUUGGCCUUCUAACUGCCUGAACAAGAAUUCUGAACAAAGAGAUUAUUUCCCAAGUUCUCCUUUGGUAUUGGAAAUCAGACACUCGUCAAUAUCACGAGCCGCUCAUUGCUGAAAGAAUACUGUGUGAAAGUAGAGAAUCUCAGGGCUUCUUUCUUUUGAGACUCAGAUCUUUUAAAUAGAACAAGAUUAUAUUUAUGAUAGUUUAUCCUUUAAACUUUAAUUUAUCCUUCAAGUAAGUAUUUAAAUAAAAUAUUAAAGGUUACAUUAUUUCAGAAGUUUACACUAUAACGCAAUGGAAAUAAAUGGCAUUCAGUCUCUCUGAAACCACCUCUCAAGUAGUCAUUUGUAAGUGUCAAACAUGAUCCUGACACUCUGGGUGCAGAAAAAAUUCUGGAAAUGAAGCAAUGAGAUUUGGAUUUCCCCGGAGCAGACAUCUCCAGCAGUGACUCUCCUUUGAUACCUCCCCUCCAACUCACCUCCUUCAGGCACAGUGAGUCUUCAAGAAGGAAACAGAUCUGCUUCUAAAAGUUGAGAUGCCCUUCAACAGGCAAAUGGAUAAAGAAGAUGUGGCCCAUAAAAAUAAGGGAAUAUUACCCAGCCAUC